AUGUCCCCCACAGUCCUCCUCAUCGGCGAACUCGCCCACACCACAGAAGAGUGGAAAGCCCUCGGCACUAAAUACACGCUCCUAGAGUUCCGCCACGGCACCCGCGACGACUUCCUCGCCAACUGCGCCUCGGGCGCCUACGACGCCGUCGUCGGGUGCUACCGCUCCAACGCCUCUGUGCCGCUCACGGGCCCCUUCGACGCGGCCCUCAUUACCGCCCUGCCCCCCCCCUGGAAGUUCGUCUGCCACAACGGCGCAGGCUACGACAACAUCGACGUCGCCGCCUGCAGCGCCCGCCGUAUAGCCGUGUCCGCCACUCCCGGCGCCGUCGACGACGCCACCGCCGACAUCGCCAUCUUCCUCCUGCUCGGCGCCCUACGGCAAGCGCACACAUCACUAACAGCGCUGCGCGAGGGCCGGUGGAAGGGCGAUGCGAAAAUCGGCCAUGAUCCCCGCGGGAAGACGCUGGGGAUCCUGGGUAUGGGCGGCAUCGGGCGCGCCGUGGCGCAUCGCGCGCGCGGGUUCGGGAUGCGUAUUAUUUACCACAAUCGCCGACGUCUAGACCCGUCUCUGGAGGACGGCGCGGAGUACGUCGGUUUUGAUGAGUUGCUCGCGCGCGCGGACGUGCUGUCCCUGAACCUGGCGCUGAAUAAGUCGACGCGGCAUAUCAUCGCCGCGCGCGAACUCGCCAAGAUGAAAAAGGGCGUCGUGGUCGUGAAUACAGCCCGCGGGGCGCUGAUCGACGAGGCGGAACUGGUGGAGGCGCUAGAGGCGGGACAGGUGUCGGCUGUUGGACUGGAUGUUUUCGAGAACGAACCGACGGUGCAUCCUGGGUUGGUGAGGAAUGAGAGGGCGUUUCUGCUGCCGCAUUUGGGGACUAGUACCGUCGAGACGCAGCGCGAGAUGGAGCUUUUGGUGCUGCGGAAUCUGGAGGGGGCGGUGGAUGGGGAGGGGAUGGUCACGUUGGUUAGUGAGCAGAAGGGCUUGGAUUGGGCGCUGGAGAAGAGGUAG
Messenger RNA from Anthostomella pinea, 1011 nucleotides. NCBI's taxonomy places the organism in Eukaryota, Fungi, Ascomycota, Sordariomycetes, Xylariales, Xylariaceae. The record is from the annotation of a GenBank genome assembly.